AACUUCUGUGUAUAAUGACCGAGUCAAAUUCAUUUUUUAAGUCAGGGAUAAUGAUCGGAGCGGCUUUUACUUUCAUGAUCGUUGCAACUUGGAUUACCCAUCGAAUUACUUAUUCAAGACUGGGACGCACCAGUCCCAGUGUAUUUCACUGGGCAUUUAUCUUUGUCAGCAUAUGGGCAUCUCAAGGACUCACGCUGAGAAAUCAAUCGUCAUCAUUUCGAAUGACUUUCUUCGUUUCCGUCUUCGGAGUUUUCAUCAUCUCCAAUUACUUUACGGCGCCCUACACUUCAAUGUUAUCCAUUCCCAUUUUCAAACCGAUCGUCAACUCCAUCGAAGAUUUGGCAACCAGCGAUUCAGUCAAGACUCUUCUCAUCAAAGGAUCUAGCACAGAUGAGUACAUUAUGUCUUCAACCGAUCCGGCAUUAAAGAAGAUUGGCGACCAAAUGCGACGUUAUCCUGAGAGAAGAAUUCUCGACGCGUACACCGUCGAAGACAUUUCAACGAUCGUCAAAGAAGAUUCUGCUCUCAUAAUCGUGAAUAGAUUGGAUAAAUUUGAGCAGAAUAACACCUUCAAUAUAAUUAAUUGUUUCGUCAACAAGGUGAAAUCCAACGGAGAAUCUUUGAUAGAACAGAGUUAUAAAAUCAAUAAGGAGUGUCGAGUAACUCAGGCCGAGAAAACCUUCUUCAGUCGUUCACAAACAUUUUCCUAUCCGAAAAACAGUCCCAUAGCCAAAGAAAUUGAUUACGAUCUUCUGCUGUUGCACCAAGCUGGACUGAUUCAAUACGCGGAGAAACGAGCUCAGAUGGGCCACGAUCCCUGCCGCAUAUCCGAUAAGAAAAAGGCCCAGUCUGAAAAAAUUGCUCCGCUUAAACUCAGAAAUCAAAUGAGCGGAGCCUUCGUCUUCUUGUCCAUCGGCUUCAGUUUAGGCGUUUUGGCAUUUAUCGGCGAGUUGAUUGCGGCGAAAAUCAAGAAAAAAUCAAGAAUCAUUUCAGGUUCAGUAACAGCUAACUAGGACGUGAAAGUCGAUUAAAUCAACCAGUCGAACUUGAGAAUAAUUCUAUUAA
Molecule: messenger RNA, 1065 nt
Organism: Daphnia pulex (common water flea)
Lineage: Eukaryota; Metazoa; Arthropoda; Branchiopoda; Diplostraca; Daphniidae
Exons: 4
Coding region: 15-1013 (332 amino acids)
Cellular component (GO): membrane
Molecular function (GO): ligand-gated monoatomic ion channel activity
Source: RefSeq, a predicted model, not a curated record